Molecule: messenger RNA, 1817 nt
Organism: Drosophila melanogaster (fruit fly)
Lineage: Eukaryota; Metazoa; Arthropoda; Insecta; Diptera; Drosophilidae
Exons: 4
Coding region: 135-1619 (494 amino acids)
Source: RefSeq, marked reviewed
GCUUCGUCGAUCGGUCAGUCUCUGCAGCCAGUUUGUUGUUUGUAGCAGCCAGUUGAGGAGCAGAAGCGACGAUAGUUGGCUUCCAAUAAUAAUAACAACCAACAUUAGCAUCGAAAGCAAUCGAGAGUCGAGCAAUGUUACGUCGAGGGCCAACGGGCUUCAUAUCCGCCCUGAUCUUCGCGAGCCUCUGUCUGGGCUUCUGUCGGGGCUACUUCAGUCUGGAGGUGGGUGAUCCCUGUCCCACGGUCAAUUACCGCAGUCGCUGCCAAGCGCUGGAGGAUUGUGAGACUCUGGCGUCGCAUCUUAAAACGGGACGACUCACAUUGAGGGCGGUGAUGAACUGUGGCUUCACCACGCGCAGCGAGAAGAUCUGCUGUCCCGUCGAGGAUGCCCAGAGCGAGGUGCGGUUAGAUCCCACGGCGGCCACCACCAGUACAACUACAACUACUACUACUACCAGCACAACAUCUACUACUACUUCCACCACAACCACCACUACUACCACAACUCCAGCGCCAGAACCUUGGCUGAGCAUAUUCAAGACGGAUCGCGAUUACGUCCAGCAAUCCAUUGGGUCCACGCACCGGCCAACGAGGGAGAGCAUCACCUUCAGAGACACCUCCGAUGGCGCCGACUGCACGGCUCCCCUGUACGAGGGCCAGUGUCGUGCCGUAUCCGCCUGCCCCAGUGUGGAGCCACUCCUGUCGCAGGGUCGUCUCAGGGACGAGGAUUUCACAACGUGCCGCGAGGGAACGCACGAGGAGAUCAUCUGCUGUCCGCUCAAUCUGCCGCUGCAGCCACGCGUCCACACCGGCUUGCGGCUGGGUGUCCAGGGUGAUUCGUCGGAGGGCAAAGCUGCCGAGGAUCCGCUAGAGCUGGCCGCCAUUGCACGGGCGGAUAGGCUACUGCCACACUACCGCCAUCUGGCUUCGCUGGCACAUCCGAAUGCCGCCUUCGAUGGCCACCUGCAUCACUGUGCCGCCCUGGUACUGACGCCCCAGCUCCUGGUCAGCGCCGCUGGCUGCGAGCGACCAAGUCAUGCUGUUUUCGGAGUGGCUGAUCUGCGGGACGUUGACGCCGACGAGGACUAUCUGGCGGAUAUAGUGCGCCUGGUUCAAUUUCAAAAGGAUCUAUCACUUAUACGAUUGCAGGACCCACUGCGUCUGGGCAGUCAGACCUCCGCGAAUGUGAGCGUGGCUCCCAUUUGCACCCAGUUCGAGCUGACCAGGCUGCAGCGUAGCGGCAGCCUAGUGGCCGUGGGUUGGGGCAAGGGUGAAGACACUGACUGUCCGCUGUUCGAGAUGCCCAUGCGACUGCGUCCCACAUGGGCCUGCGGGGAUCUACCCAAUUACGGCGGAGUUCAGGAUCUGGGCAGCUCACAUCUUUGCGUGGAGCCGAUGGACGGCGAAAGGGAGCUGCAGCGGUUCUCCAACAGCAGCACCUGCGCCGCCUGUCCGGCUUCCGUGGGCAGUGUACUCCAUCUGGUGCGACCGGGCGGAGGUCGCUGCGUCAUUGGGGUUGCCACGCCCACGGGGGCUGAGUGCGAGGCACGGACCAUGUACUUCACGGGUCUGCUGAGUCCGCCGUUCAGGCGGUUUGUGGAGCAGGAGCAGAAGUAGUCAUCCAGGUUAAGUUAGAACAAUCUAUGCAAAUAAUGUAUAAAUUGGAUGAGAAGAACGCAGAAGUGAAAUUGAUUUCGCAAGCAUCAGCUUGUGAAAUAAUUGGAGCAGCAUGGUCACACUGAACACGAUCUGACUGUACUUUUAUGCCUAAGAAUAUACCAGUUAACAUCUACCCAAAACCUCAUUGUAGUAAGU